Talaromyces amestolkiae is the source of this 1620-nucleotide messenger RNA. RefSeq lists its product as uncharacterized. The record is from RefSeq and is a predicted model, not a curated record. The transcript is spliced from 4 exons. Bases 1 to 1620 code for a protein of 539 amino acids. Lineage: Eukaryota; Fungi; Ascomycota; Eurotiomycetes; Eurotiales; Trichocomaceae. Gene Ontology annotation, molecular function: zinc ion binding; DNA-binding transcription factor activity, RNA polymerase II-specific. Gene Ontology annotation, biological process: regulation of DNA-templated transcription.
AUGCCGAACAUCUCCGCGAGCAAGAAGGCAUUAGUUGGUCGGCCUUGUCUAACCUGUCAACGUCGGAAAAUAAAGUGUGACCGAGCCAAACCGGAUUGUCAACGAUGUCAAAAGGCUGGGCUGCAGUGUGGCGGCUAUACGUCCGAUUCGUUUGUCCUUGUAGUUCCCACUCGGGCUCUGGGUGAUGGAAAUAAUAAGGUCAGAUUAAGGCGUACCAAAGGCAAGGGAAAUGGGGACAGUCCAACCAUGCAGGAAGAUGGCACGAGCAACAAUACGAACACCGAGAUGAAGCGAGAUGACACUACCAAAGUAACCAGGCUAUUGCCCGAAUCUUAUAUCAAUGUAGCCCCGGAAAAUAGGAUGCAGGUCCUGUCCUAUUUCCUGGAACGUUAUUUGCCGGCUUCUAUGACUAGUCAACGCAAAUUUAUUACUCCGUCGUCAUGGGUGCGGAGUCUGCCGAGCCUACUAGGUCGGUGGGAAGUGCUCGAUACCGCUUUGUCCGCGCUUUGCCUUGCAUACAUAGGCGAUGUACAUCAAGAUCGCGUGCAUUCGCAUGAAAGUCAACGCUUUUAUAACGAUGUAUUGCAGAAGCUAGGGUCCAUGUCACUUGAUUCGCUGAAAUUGUCCAAUGAGGGCGUUCUUACAACGACUAUGACGAUGGCCAUGUAUGAGCUCUUUCAUAGUACCUAUGGUCGUCUCCAGGGCUGGAUGGUCCACGUCAAAGGUGCGGGCCGACUUCUGGAGCUUCGAGGCCCACCUACAGAAGAAAGACCUCUUAAUAUGAGUCUAUAUAACCGCGUGAGAAACACUGUACUGUGGGACGCAUAUGGCAGCCGGAAAAUGUCAUUUUUGGCUCACUCCGAAUGGCAGAAUCUGUCCGAUACUCCUCAUGAUAUCCUCCUGGACUCUUUGACCUGUAUACCGGGUCUUUUAGAGGCCACGGACGAUAUUCUCUCAUCAAGUCAGUCGGGAAAAGUCGAUAUUGCAGCUAUUGAUGAGCUUCUCAGUUUCUGGCAUGCAAUUCACGUGCGGCUUACGCAGUGGUAUGUAACAUUUGAGGACGACGAGCUGGAGGGCCUUUAUGAAUGCGGACCACUUGGUCCAAACAGUCAUCCAUAUCUUGAUGCGGCGAAGCCGCACUUGUACUCGAUGUUCCCACAGGUCAUAUCUUUCAGAGAUACUUAUGUGGCUCAAAACAUGCUGAUGUAUUGGUUCGGUCAGCUUGUUGUCCAUACUUCAAUGGUCCAGCUUUAUGUUGCCAGAGAAAAGCAUCAAAACAGACUCAACUCUGACGCAUUCCCUUCAGAGUACAAGGGUAUUCACAAGACUUCGAGAGAAAGGCUACAAAAAACGGGUGAUUACUACGCAACCAAGAUCUGUCAAUCCACCGCAAGUCUCAAAGGUGGAUAUGGAUUUCAGAUCGUCAUGGUCCCUCUUUGGGCAGCGCAACAAUUCUAUGAUAUCUGCCAGGAUUCCAGAUACGAUUGGUKCCAAACGGUUUUAAGCAAUUUUGGGGCUGCUUGUGGUUUUGUGUCUGGUGAAGCGUUAGGGUUUUUGAAACCAUCCCAAUAUCCGGGUAUCACUAUGAAAGGGGACACCAUCAUUCAUAAUAGUGACUAA